Messenger RNA from Prinia subflava (tawny-flanked prinia), 1898 nucleotides. It is a transcript of the gene MPG, whose product is annotated as N-methylpurine DNA glycosylase. The record is from RefSeq and is a predicted model, not a curated record. Gene Ontology annotation, molecular function: alkylbase DNA N-glycosylase activity; DNA binding. The transcript has 4 exons. Gene Ontology annotation, biological process: base-excision repair. NCBI's taxonomy places the organism in Eukaryota, Metazoa, Chordata, Aves, Passeriformes, Cisticolidae.
CGCGCCUCUCCCGCCGCCCCGGCCCGCCCCUCACGGCAGCUGCGGGGCUUCCGCGGGGCCGCGGCAGGGGCUGCGCGCCCCGCCCGCCGCGGGAACCGGCCCGGCAGAACUAUGCCAAGAAAAAGAAAGCUGUUGGCUCAAUUAAGUGCUCUUCAAAACAGCCCCAGCAUCCCUCAGAUCGAUGCCGUGAAGCAGCUGAACACUACACCUGGAGCAGAUCCUUCUCCAAAAAGCAGCAAAUAUUUUGUGACAGAGAAAAAAAACUCUCCUCAGCUACAAGAAGAUUUUUUCAACCAGCCCUGAGUUAGUCUGGCCAAGUCCUUUCUGGGACAGAUUUUAGUUCGCAAACUUCCUGACGGCAGAGAGCUCUGGGGCAGGAUUGUUGAAACAGAAGCUAAUCUGGGUGGGGAAGAUGAAGCUUCCCACUCCAGAGGUGGGAAGCAAACACAACGAAACGCAGCCAUGUUCAUGAAACCAGGAACUCUGUACGUGUAUCAGAUCUACGGCAUUUAUUUCUGCAUGAAUGUUUCCAGCCAAGGGGAAGGGGCUGCAGUGCUGCUGCGUUCCCUGGAACCUCUGCAGGGCUUGGAUGCCAUGAGGGAGCUGCGCAGGGCCUCCAGGAAAGCGCCCAGCAGGCUGCUCAAGGACUGGCAGCUCUGCAAUGGCCCCUCCAAGCUGUGCCAGGCGUUUGGCAUCGACAAGGCCUUUGACCAAAGGGACCUGAGUCAGGACGCUGCCAUCUGGAUGGUGCCCGGGCAGGAGCCGCCGGGGGAGCAGGACGUGGUGACCACCACCAGGAUUGGCAUUGGCAACAGCGGGGAGUGGGCACAGAAACCGCUCCGGUUCUAUUUACGAGGAAACAGAUUUGUGAGUGUUGUAGACAAGAAAGUGGAGAGAGAGAUGGCAGCAAGGGGACACUCCCCUGGCAGCUGACAACUCUGACAAGUGUCCCAGGAACCAGGACUUGAGCUGUGCUCUGUACAAUGGCCCCGAGCUGCAUCGUGGCAGAGAGGGGCUUGGGGGGUUUUAACAAUAAAUGUACUUUGUCAAAAUUAAUGGGGCAAGGUAAAGCUUUAUUUGCAGGAAACUGGCAUGGACUUCCCAGCCAGAACCAGAGGCUGGUUUUGGACACAUUGGACACUGAAGGCCACUUUCUCCCUUGCCAAUGGAUCCAGGCUUAAUUAGGUUGGGUGAGAGGAGAAGGGUCACAGCUCUGGGCUGCUCCCAUCACUUCAGCCCCCAGCAGAGGCCAGGGCUUGGUUCUGCAGGGAAAUUGUGAAAAAAUUGUGUGGCAGCAGAGCAGACUGAAAGGAUGGGAGCUGGGAGAGAAGGAAGUGGAGGGAGGAUCUUACUGUUGUCUGCCACUACCUCAGGGGAGGGGAUGGAGAAGACAGAGCCAGGCUGCUGGCAGACAGGAUGAGAGGCAAUGGGCCACCAGCUGGAAAACAGGAAGUUCUCAUUAGCUCUGUGGAAAAAAAUUUCCCCGUCAGGGUGUCAAACACUAGGACAGGGCCCCAGAGAAGCUGGGCCAUUCACCCCUCCACAGGACAGGGUUCUGAGUGACCUGAGCUAACACCUUUCCUUUGAGCAGAGACCCCUUUCCAACCUCUGCCUAUCUGUAUCGUCCAGCUUGGAGGACAGGAAUGGGGUUUGUUCAUUUUCCCAGCUACUUCUGAAACCAGUUCAGAACUUAGCACACAGAGAAAGCACUGGCGCAGCAGCCUGGCUUGAGGUACAGAGAGGAAAAACCUCCAGGAUUCAGGGCAGGACCUGCAGGACUGCAGCCACACUGGGUGGGUGACAGGGACACCCCCCUACCUCCAUCCCCACCUUAGGGUUCACACACAAUAAAAAAGCUCAAGUCUUUAAACACACUUGUCCCCAUUCCAUGCAAGAAG